Messenger RNA from Porites lobata, 3658 nucleotides. NCBI's taxonomy places the organism in Eukaryota, Metazoa, Cnidaria, Anthozoa, Scleractinia, Poritidae. The record is from the annotation of a GenBank genome assembly.
CCAAACCCUGAAAUCCGGGGUCAUGGCACCCAGAACGCUACCCGCGGGACUCGAAAAGUAAGCGUUCUCCUUCGUCGAACGCAAUAACAAAUAAAUACUCACAGACAUUUUAUUUCAUUCGCUUUCUUUCAGCCUUCUGGAAGCGAUGAAAGGGAACCACUGCUUUCUAAAGGCAAAGGUCAAGAGGUAAAAAAAUGCUUAUGCCAGUAUUAGUUUGGCAUCAGUUUUCCUGUCUGGAAAACAAAAACAAUCAUCUGGUUAAAAACUCAAGUAAAUUAAGGCAUGGGUCAACAGCAAAAAAAUGAAGGGGGUGGUCUAUAAAUCAGGAGCCGAUAAGUAAUCGGCUCCUGAUAAUAUGAACUGUUUAACAUGAAGCACAAAAUACCAACAAAUAUUAUGAAUCACAAAAAAUUAUACUUCAGAACACACAAAUAUGAUGCAAAUUAGGACACGUGACCUUACUAUACAGCUCCACAAAGUCUGAAAAAUCUUUAAGAAAAAAGUGGCACGCUUUUUAGCAAGAGUUAUUUUACUUAACUGGUACAAGAAAAUAGAAAAUAUAAGCCGCUACAAAACUGCACUUAGCAACUUUGAAAUGUCUCAUUUAUUUUGAAAAUAAACGGCUUUUCCGACUAGUACCCCGUCUCCCAAUAGACUUUUCCUUUAACAUCUUGACAUUGCCAAGCGCAGAAAUGACAUAUCUAACCACAGGCAGCCCAAGCGCACUAUUUGUGGGUUCGGGCUAUAGUGUUCAGUACUCGAUGGAAAGAAAGUCGACUAAACGGCGUUUAAACCAGCCGUAGGACACAGAGUGGCUCUGAACUAAAGGUAAGGGAGCUUUCUGAAUCAAUAUUUCGCGUGAUCAUGAUUUUUUUUUCCUUAGCGUUGUAGAUUCGAAUACAUGUGAUAAAAUUCGAUCAAUAAGGGCCCGAAUUACAUGUAAUAAUGCAAGAAAUAUCGAUUUUCGUUAUCUUAAAGGCUACUAGUACAGAUAGACAAACAAGAAGACUUCAUAUCUUUAAGACUUUUUGCAUUUAUUUGGCAUCAGAUAAUACACUAAUAAUUCUAGUAUAUUCCGACCAAAUGACCUCUGAAGCCCGAACCCACAAAUAGUGCGCUUGGGCUGCCUGUGAUCUAACGGCCUUAAAAUCAUGAAAGCAGUAGGAAAAUUAAUGGAACAAGAAAAGUGUGCCCAUUUUAGUUCAAAGCUUUUCAGGGCGUGGCGAGACACAUGACCUCAUUUGCAUAUUUGGUGCAGGCCAAGAAGUAGACAAAAACUAGCAGUGUAUGUGUCUGACAAGUUCUCAACCUGCUAUUGCUAACGAAAGAUAGACCACCCCCUCACUUGUCGACUUAAUAACUGGCGACCCAUGCCUUAAUUAACUUGAGAAGCCUCUGCUUUCAUGAGGGCCCCUAGUUAUCAGUUUUGUUUGUAACUGUCAAGUGCUACCCUCUGUAAAUAAAGUCUCCACUCCAGUCCACUCUCCACGAGUCUCCUGUAGUUAUGUGGUAGAGCACCUGGACUAGUAAACAGAAGGUCAUAGGUUCGACUCCUGUUGAGAGAACUUGGAUCAGUUUUAUAUCUAGUCGCCUUUGUACUGAGUGAAGAGACAUCACUACUCAUCUUUAUCAACGGGCUGAAAAUUAAAGCGACCAAAUUUCAGCUUUCUAUCUUUCUUUCGAUUUGCCUUUCUUUAAGACCCUGAUUUAACAGAGUUAUAAUCAACUUUUUCAGAAACCACUAAGAAGCCCACUACUUAAAAACCAAAGAAAUGCUCCAGAUGGAACUGAAUCUGAUUACGAAGACAGCAUCCAUUCCCAGCCUACUGUUGUCCCUGACGUAGAAGUCAAACCUGCUCCACAGGAGCCCAAAGGUUCGGAAAACGAAUCCAACAGAAAAUCAUUGGGGAAGUCGAAAGGAGCCGAAAGUAAGCCGAAAGGCACGGAAGGCAAAUCAAAAGGCGCCGAAAGUAAGCCGAAAGGCGCCGAAGGUACUAACGAGAAGAAGAGCAAACUUCUUGACUUCAAAAAGUUCGACAUUAUUGAGCUAGACUGCAUCUUUGACGAUUUCAAAACAACGUUUGACCCAUUUGUUCAAAACCGUGAAGAUUUAGAAAAGAGUGAGGACUCCUUUAGGAAAGCUGUGCAAUCCUUUGGAGAAAUCCACCCCAAGGCAAGCAUCGGUGAAUAUGUAGCUGCACUAAAGACGAAGCUUAAAGAUGAGAAGAUAACAGUGAAGAUAAAGCAAGGCGCUUUGACCAUCUACGAACAGGGCGGGGCAAUAGUAAAAGGGAUUUCGGAUGCGGUUACUGCUGUUAAUGCCAUUCUUAAAUUGGGGAAAGAUUUGAAAGCGAUGCCGCUGACUAUUCAAAAGGGAAGCGAUGACGCCGUUAACCGGGCAGAAGGCCUGAAUGUUCAGGACAUUUUAAAGCGAGAAUUUAAGAGUGUUUGGGAUUUCGGAAAGAUUCCGAAACUGAAAAAAGCGUUCAGCAACAAUGUGGAACAGAUCAGAGGUGCUCCUAAAAUGGUGCGAGACUUCUACCGCAAAACGAAACAGAUCAUUUUGGAAAUUUAUCAUGCGUUUGCUGAUGAAGAAGAUAAAAAGAAAAUGCAAGAGGAUCUGGCCGAAGGUGAUGAGGGCGAAUCGAAUGAAGAGGAGACAUCAGAGGGGAAAGGAAAGAAAAAGGAUGAGGGCGGCGCUACUGGAAAAAGUGAAAAAAAGAAAGAGAAGAAGAAAGAUGAAUUCCACAAAAAGUUGAAGUUUGAAUCCCUGGGGCUUGAUGAUAUCGACAGCGUGUUUAUUUCACUAGCCUCAGCCAUUAAUCCGUUCGUGGAGACACGUGAACGCAUUCAAGCCGCGCGGGAAUCCUUUGAAAACGUCGUGAAGACCGUUUGCAAGUUUGAUGCAAAGAAGGAGUUUAAGGAUUACAUCAAGGAGUUGAAAAAGAACGCCAAGGAGGGAAACAUAACAAUCUACAUCGACGAGGAGGAUGGUGAAAUAAAGGUGAAGUCCAUUAAAGGAGUCAAGCCUCCUAAGCCUUACCGUGAUGCGGUAGAAGCACUCAAGAACAUAAAGCUCUCUGGAAAAGAAGCUGUGGAACUGGAACCGCACGUGCAGGACGGCGUUGAAAAAUGCGUGAACAGAAUAAAAGCAAUUGAUCCGCAGCGCGACUUCCAUAGCCUCCUCAAGACAAAGACAGCUGUGUUCUCACUGCCAGGCAAGAUAAAGAAAUUCAACGACAAUCGGAAAAAGGCGCAGGAGAUUCCAGGCAUUGUCAAAGAAUUCUGUUUAUAUGUGGAACAGCUUGUCAGAGAUAUACUGGAAGCUCUAACGGGUGAAAAGGAAGAGAUAGAAGAAAAGAAAGAAGACAGCGACGGCGAAAAUUGCGACGGUGAGCGAAAAGGAUCAGAGGAAACAAAAGCAGAGGACAAAGGCGAAAAGGGCGAUGACAUGGAAAGAAAAGACGAAAGCACUGACAAAGUGAAAGGCCAGUUUGGCGAAAAAGAAGACGAGAGUUUAGAAGCUCAGGUCGAACCAGAGAAGAACGAGUAUGAAGCUAGCGAGCAUGUCAAGGGUGAGGAGUUUGAGAAGUCUGGCGAGAGAAGGGAUGAAUACGGUGGCGAAAAGAAAGUCCAGGAAGGCGAAAAAGAGGACUAG